This is a messenger RNA of Ylistrum balloti, 858 nucleotides long. RefSeq lists its product as uncharacterized. Gene Ontology annotation, biological process: positive regulation of cytoplasmic translation. Bases 1 to 858 code for a protein of 285 amino acids. Gene Ontology annotation, cellular component: cytoplasm. Gene Ontology annotation, molecular function: single-stranded RNA binding; mRNA binding; translation regulator activity. The transcript has a single exon. Lineage: Eukaryota; Metazoa; Mollusca; Bivalvia; Pectinida; Pectinidae. The record is from RefSeq and is a predicted model, not a curated record.
AUGGCAGAAAAUGUUGGUGUUUUAAUAGAAAACUUGACAGCCCAAUUAACUGGACUCACGUCGGCCAUCAAUACCCAGGGGAUUGCAGGCGCAGUAGACAGCUAUGAGGGGGACCCGAAGAAAUUUAAAGAGUGGGUAGGAUCGAUAGAAAAAUAUGCUUCGUUAACCGGGAUAGCUGCUGAUAGAAUAAAAUUAGUAGCGUAUCAAGCUAGUAAGGGCCCAGUGGGAGAUUUUGUGAAACGUUACGUUGAAGAAAACCCCCAGGGAACUUGGGCAGAGCUUAAGGCGGAGCUUGCCUCCCGAUUUUCGGAGAUAACCGAUCCACAGCAUGCUUUUGUUCUGCUGCGGAAAGCCAAGCAGAAAUCGGACGACAGCGUCCAGAUUUUUGCUGAAAAACUGUUGGCUUUGGCCGAUGAGGCCUAUGCUAACAUGCAAAGGGGCAAUCCAGCCGUAGAGCAGCAACUGGUCGGAUUCUUUGUAGGUGGGCUACUUAAUGAUAGCUUAAAGAUGAAGGUAAUGCAAGAAAAUCCGCCAACAUUACGGGAAGCGGUGAACGUAGCUAUGGCCGAACAAAAUUUGCGACGGCGAUUCCAGCUCCGUACUAAUACCGUAACCAAGGGUAGGCAUGUGGAACCCAUGGACACUAGCCCUACGGCAGUGCCAAUGGAUGUAGGACAUAGCAGAGCUACCCGUAAAUGCCACAACUGCGGCAGGACGGGGCACAUUGCUAAGGAAUGUAGGUCGAAAACACGUCAAACUGGGGCUGGUCCGGGCCAAUAUCAGCAGCUCUGUUGGGCUUGUGGGAAUCGGGGCCAUUUUCAACGAGAGUGCCCUCAAUAUAGACAAAGAAAAACCUAG